Penicillium odoratum is the source of this 3450-nucleotide messenger RNA. RefSeq lists its product as uncharacterized. Bases 1 to 3450 code for a protein of 1149 amino acids. The transcript has 10 exons. Gene Ontology annotation, molecular function: metal ion transmembrane transporter activity. Gene Ontology annotation, cellular component: membrane. The record is from RefSeq and is a predicted model, not a curated record. Lineage: Eukaryota; Fungi; Ascomycota; Eurotiomycetes; Eurotiales; Aspergillaceae. Gene Ontology annotation, biological process: metal ion transport; transmembrane transport.
AUGCUACCGGCAUCCGGGCUGGGACGUCCAUGGUUUGAUAUCCAAGCCGAACCACAGACAAACGUGGACAUUGUUGCCAUACCACCUAUUGGAGCGCAUCAUCAAAAAUCAUGGACUGCACCGGGCUCAGAUACACCCUGGCUCCGGGCCGAGUUGGUUCAUCGGAUGCCCAGGGCACGGGUUAUGUUGUUUAACUAUGGGCAACUGCACGAGCAUGACAAGAUCGAGGGCCUUGGUCAACGAUUGUUGAAUCUCCUGUUAGACGAACGAAAAAGUCACAGUUCUCGCCGCCCGUUAUUCUUCAUUUGUCAUAGCACGGGAGGCCUCGUGGCGAAGGCAUGUUUGGCUCUCGCGUCACGGGCCGAGCCGAAUCAGGCUAUCCUGACAAGCUGCUAUGGAAUCGCGUUUUUUGCGACUCCCCACCAAGGCUCAAGUUAUUUGUUCGCAGAUGAGUAUGUGACGAGUAUUCGUCACUUGCUGCAUCUUGAGCAGGAAAUUCCCGUGUCCCUUAGAGAGCAGUUUCGGCCUCGACAGGAGAAGUUAUGGCAUCUUUCUAAUCAGUUCAAAGUACUAUCAGCGGAUAUGAAAGUCUGGUCUUUUCUUGAGACCAUUGACUCAACUCUGACUGUAUUGGAUGUAGAGCUUGGAACUACCAUGGAGUUCCAUGCACCCAUCACAUCCAUCCGAUCGGGCUUGUUGGGCAUCGAGCACGAAAGUGAGAGACCUAUGGCUACAGAUCAUGUCGGAACAGCAAGCUUCCAGGGCCUGGAAUCAUUUCGAGACGCUUUUCUGAUCGAGCUAGCCGAUGCAGUCAAUGUAGCUGUUGAACUUUCAGGUCAUCAAGACACUCCGUUGAAUGUUGAACAGAGCGUAAUUGUUCAGAUCAACGGAUUCUUCGAAGAUGCUGCUCUAGGCGUCAGUGAUGAGACACCGCUGAAGCUCUGGUCAACUCGUGUGUCUUUAGAAGAAUACCUUAUUCGGGGACCUGGCGCAUGCCUCCGAGAGCGCUUGAAGCGCAUUCAGCCUCGUGGGCUAGAUGAUUCUUCUCUAAGCAGCUUUGACAGCCGCAAUUCUUUUUCACACCCCGUGCCAGAACCAGAGCACCACGAACAUCCAGAAAUAAAAGAAGAGCAGCAGGAAAUAGAGCACAUUAUUGAUCCCAGACCUUCCCGACCUCCCGUGCGAGAAAGCCGCAGCUUCAUGGUACCGGAGCACCUCUCACCAACAAUUCAUAUCACAGAAGCAGGAGGCGAUGGAUACUUUGAUCGCGAUCGUCCUUCAAGCGAGAGUCCCCCACCGCCAAUGGAACGGAAGCGGAAAUCGUCAAUUGCGAAAGUGCUAGGCCUUACCCAGUUGCGCGCUCACAAGCGCAACACAUCCGACGUCAGUUCACAGGGAAGCAGUUCUCGUCCAGUAUCAAGCUCGACUUCCCCACCACAAAGUGCCGGGUUCUUGGCAAUUCCUCCUUCUACGCGGGAUCGUAUCAAUCAACUUGGAGAUGCACCGGACAUUCCUCGUUCCGUGCCUCGUUUUGAUCGACCCGAACCCGACACAGAGAAGCUACUUUGGAUCCAUGUCCCUUAUACGCAUCCUGGGUGGGUAUCGCAAGUUAUUCGACGGGCCUGUCAAGAUCGCCAAGAGCCAAAUUUUCUGAGGAAAUUCAUUAACGACAAGAAUUGGUAUCUAAAUCUUAACCGCGCUCGACAUUUAGAGCCGCAUGCUCGAUUCGUCCGGCCACAGUGUAUUCAUGCCCGCCAUAUGGAUGUUUCUCAGGGCGCUAAGCCUGGGGCGUCUGAAGAUCCUCAACUGGCCCUUUAUACACCAUAUCUUCAUUGGGACACGUAUCGCAAUCUCAUCCAGCGUCGCAAAGUAGUCGAAGACCGACUUCGCCAGGGCCGCUCUCGCCCAAUCCCGCCUCGAAUCGCAAAAUCCAGUCUAGAAGCACAACUAAUCUGGCAAUAUCUGGGUUGCGAGCCGCCCAUCCAUUUCAGACGCACUCUGGACCAGUUCGGAUACCCCAAUCUACGAUCAACAGUCGCUCGAGAUGAUGAUCAAAUGUUAUGGAAGCGUACACGCAGACCGGCCCGUUUGGAUAAACAACUUCGAGAGUAUCUUGACGCCGCGAGCGAUGAUGCCGAAGACUCGGAGCCAACAGAGUUCAUGGAUGGUAAUGUAUUGAUGGUUGAUCAGCUGUGGAUCUGGAUUGUUGACCAGAAGACCAUUAUCACAUUUUUUCCUAAUCAAGAAGCCACAACAUCUGAGGGCAAGCUGUUCGAGCAGUCAAAUCUGCACAGCAGCAUCUAUAACGAGCUGAAUGGAGACUUGGCGCGUCGGUUUGAGACGGCUGGUGAUCUUGCGGCUUUGAUUAUGUUACAUGCCGUGACUGUUCUUCUUGACCGGACCCUUCAUCAUGAUCUACAGGUUUUGAGAAUCUUUGAAGAGUCAAUCAGUAUCUUGACGGAGUCAGUGACGAAAUCAUUUAAACGUUUUCGUAAUCGUGGGUUCGCCGACCGACCGGCUGAUCAUGAUCGAACCGCUGAGGGCAGGUUGAUGACAACUGCGCAGCGCGAUUAUCGAGACCGCCAGGCAGCACGACGAAAUCGAGACGACUUAUCCGUUCUACUUGAACUCCGAGAUAUUGAAGACGAGCUUUCGACUAUUAUAAAGCUUCUAGAUCAGCAGGAUGCUGUCAUCAAGAGUAUGAUGAAGUACUUUGAGCGAGACGGUUGUGGAAAGAUGUUCCUCGACGCUGCACAGCUAAGAAUCGACGAGUAUCGAACCCAACUAAGUGAGAUGAAAGAAAACAGUCAUCUCGCCCAAAAAGCAGUGGAAACUUUACUCGACCUUAAGCAGAAACAGGCAAAUGUCGACGAGGCCAAAAUGGCGCGCUGGCAGGCAGAAGAGACGCAAAACCAGUCAAGAUCCCUGAUGGUUUUUACAAUCUUCACUGUAAUCUUUUUACCACUGUCUUUUUUUACCUCCCUCUUCGGAAUGAAUGCGCGGGAAUGGAGUGGCGAACAAGCUAACCUCCCUUUGGGCGUAAUGUUCGAAAUUGCUGCCCCAGCGUCAUUUGCCAUCAUCGCCGUGGCUCUCCUACUGGCCUUUAGCCAAAAGCUACGAGAAGUAGUGACAAAUUCUCACAAAAUCGGAUCUGGUCUAUGGUCCGACUUCAUAUCCAACCCUUUCAAGAGCCUUAUGCGUUGGAACUCUGUUAAAAGCCGAAUCCCUUCGCUUGUGCCAAUUGAAAACACAAGGUUGCGGAACCGGUUUGACCAGUAUCUUGGGUAUACACAACAUCGGGUCAAGUUUGACGAGGACUUCUGGAAGAGGAGGCAAGAGGACAAGAACUCGAUAUUGGAGGUGGAAUGGAAGAACUAUAAGUUUGCCCAUACAAAACACGGGGAGGAGUCGGAGAAGCUGCAAAGAGUACUACAGCAGGCAUCAGUCUAA